AGCUGCUGGAGGCUCUGGACAACCAACUGCUCUCUCCCCUGGGCCUUAAGGACCAUGUUGGUGGCUGUCCUUCUCUCACUGGCCCUGCUGGGCACAACUGAGGCCUGCAAAGGGCACUCUUCCUCCUCCCAGACUGGCAUUGUAUGUAGGAUCACCAGACCAGCCAUCUUGGUGUUGAACCAAGAAACUGCAAAAGUGAUUCAGAAGGCCUUCCAGCGUGCCACAUAUCCUGACAUCAAGGGAGAGAGAGUCAUAUUGUUCCUGGGCAAAGUCAACUAUGGCCUAUACAACAUUCAGAUCAGCAACCUGUCCAUCUCCAGUAGCCAAGCAGAGCUGAAAAAAGACAAGAGCAUAGACAUUACAAUUCAGAAUGUGUCUGUGAUCUUCAAAGGGACCCUCCAAUAUGCCUACAAUGGCGGAUGGCUAUUUCAAGUUCAUCGGUCUGUUGACUUUGAAAUUGACACUUCACUUGACCUUCAGAUCAACACCAAGCUGGCUUGCAAUGCAGGGCGUGUGCAGGCUGACACCUCCGACUGCUACUUGUCUUUCCACAAGCUGCUCCUGCAUCUUCAUGGAGAAAAACAACCAGGCUGGAUUGAACAACUGUUUACAGACUUCAUCUCUUUCACCCUGAAGCUGAUCCUGAAAGGGCAGGUGUGUAAGGAAAUCAAUGUUCUUGCCAACAUCAUGGCCAAUUUUGUCCAGGAAAAAGCAGCUAACUUCCUCACAGAUGGAGACAUUGGUGUGGACAUCUCCCUGACCAGAACCCCAGUAAUCAAAGACAGCUACCUGGAGUCACAUCACAAGGGUUUCCUGACCUACAAGAACCAAUCUUCAGGCUUUCAAGAUAACACCUAUACCCCAAACCUCCUGGGUGACUCCCGCAUGCUGUACUUUUGGUUUUCUGAUAAAGUCUUAAGCUCCCUGGCCAAGGCUGCCUUCCUGGAUAAGAGACUAAUGUUGACCCUGACAGGAGAUGAGUUCAAGGCGUUGCUGGAGAACAAAGCCCUGGAUACCACCCAAGAUAUCUUGCAGGAGAUUUUUCAGGGUUCCUCCUUCAGUGACUUUCAGGUGGUGGUUCGAAGCCUGACUGCCCCCCUCAUCACCUGUAAGCUGGAGGGCACUGUAGUGAAGUCCUCUGUAGGUGUGGAAAUCCAACUCCUCCACCAAGACCAGGCCCCUACUGUGGCAUUCUCUUUUGAAGAGGAUGUUGUGACUGUCAUUCAGGCAUCCUACGAAGAGAAGAAGCUGAUUCUAGACCUCUCGGAUUUCCAGAUUCAUCACAAGUCUUUUCAUUCUGCUACUACAUUAUCUAUGAGCCAAGAGUCUACCCAAGGCUUCCUGAAGACCCUCACCACCAUGGUGGGCAUUCCUGUGAUCAUCUCCUGGCUGGAGCCAGCACUCACAGCACUGUUGAACAGUAAAGGCCUGGAUCUCUUUGAUAUCAUCAAUCCUGAAAUUCUCACCAAAGAGGGUUACCUGGUGCUCCAGAUGGAUUUUGGAUUCCCCCAGCAUCUGCUAGAGGAUUUCCUCCAAACCAUCAUCUAGAAGAGAGCCAACUGAAGGAAAGGGAAAUUGAGGAAGGCCGCCUUAGUCUCCUUAUCUAUAAAAUGGGGAUAAUCAUGAACACUUUCACUGUGGCACCUCACCGGGUUGUUGGGAGGAUCAGAUAAGCUCAUGGCUCCAAAUUGCUUUGUAAAUCUGCAAAGCUGUUAUUCUUCUAAUUAUCCUCACCAGUAUUCUCAUUGUUUGGUUCCCCUUGCCUGCAAGAAAAUUUGUCUUCUCACCUCCAUCCCCAGCUCCUACCCCUACUCUACAAGGAAGCUGGAGGCCCUCACAAGCUCCUGUUGGUAUCAGUCAUGUCAUUAAAGCUGGGAAUCUCACUACUUCUUUAGUGGGAGACUAGAGAAGAUGGAGGUGUCUGUUUCUGUCCCAAAACCAUGGGAUAGUCAGACUUCUCCCUCUGGGCCACCUCCCCGUGUUCUUUGUCCUUCAUGGGUUUUUCUUGUGGUCCCUAGUGCUUCUGUUUUAUGACACUUCUUCCAACCUUUUAUUUCUAUAAGACAAGUCCUUUUCAUUGUAAGAUUCCCUUAUACCUUCCCUCCCCCAGUGUUGGGGUCAUAUGGUAGCCACCACCAGGGAUUGAGGGCUUCCUACAAACAGAAUCUGAAAUUAGAACUGUGGCAUAGGGGCUCUAAUUCACCUCUACCCUGCACAUUCUAUGUGAUCUUUGCCCUGUGGAUUUCCUUUUGUGGGUCUCAAAUUUCCUUCCUAUAAAAUGAGGAAAUUAGACAAAAUAAUCUCUAAGAUUUCUUAGCUCUUAUAGGCCCAAAAUCUGUAUUCUUAGAUCAUUCCUCCUCUCUGAGCUUCAGUCUCUUCAUCUGUAAAAUGAAAAGAUUGGAUAAGGUUAUCUCUAAGGCCCUUUCCAGCUCUUAUAUUGUGUUAUUCUGAAAAGGAGCAUGGGUUUAUUGGUUGAUUUGGUGGGCGUUGAGGGGAUCGUUGACCCUUUAGUGCCCCCUUUAGUGCACUAUCACUUGCCAAAUUUAUCUCCCCAAAAGACUCCUCUGGUCAUGUCACUCCUCUGUUUGAGAACUGCCAAUGGCGUCAAUGGGAUAAAGUCCAGAUUUCUCAUUUGGCAUUCUCA
Molecule: messenger RNA, 2644 nt
Organism: Dromiciops gliroides (monito del monte)
Lineage: Eukaryota; Metazoa; Chordata; Mammalia; Microbiotheria; Microbiotheriidae
Gene: CETP
Product: cholesteryl ester transfer protein
Exons: 16
Coding region: 55-1548 (497 amino acids)
Biological process (GO): cholesterol homeostasis; low-density lipoprotein particle remodeling; reverse cholesterol transport
Cellular component (GO): high-density lipoprotein particle
Molecular function (GO): cholesterol transfer activity; triglyceride binding; phosphatidylcholine binding
Source: RefSeq, a predicted model, not a curated record